Molecule: messenger RNA, 2696 nt
Organism: Carassius carassius (crucian carp)
Lineage: Eukaryota; Metazoa; Chordata; Actinopteri; Cypriniformes; Cyprinidae
Gene: dnaaf2
Product: dynein axonemal assembly factor 2
Exons: 1
Coding region: 291-1973 (560 amino acids)
Biological process (GO): axonemal dynein complex assembly
Cellular component (GO): cytoplasm
Source: RefSeq, a predicted model, not a curated record
UCUGGGAACAAUAUAUAAAUAUAAAUGGACGCCCCUUUCUGUUUAACGGAUGGUUAUUGACAGGCGAAUGUGUUCCUAGAAGAUGGAAACCAGUCGAAUUAGUUCAAGUUACAUUUGCUUCAAAUAGGAAUAGUGCACUAAUGACAGCUGCGCGCUCACGCGAUGAGCGUCUCGACAGCGUGCGCGCUCUCGCUUACUGUAGCAGGUUUCUAUGGUUACAGAGUCGCUGUUACUCCACGUAGUUUUCUGUCGAUUUAAUUUCGGUAAAAAAGAGCUUAAUACAGUUCACAAUGGAUUUCAGCAAACUCGAAGAAAUGAAUAUGACACGUGAUGAAAUAAAUCGUUUCGGCGAAGCUCUAAAAGACGAGAAGUUCCGCGAGUUAUUGAACGAAUACGCGACCGAGAUCUCAGACCCCGAGAACAAGAGAAGAUACGAGGAGGAUAUCACACAGCUGGAGAAGGACAGAGGCACGAACGUGCAGUUCAUUCACCCUGAAGCUCAUCACGUGUUGAAGACCCGCAGCGCGCGCGAGAAGCGCUUCAUCAAUAUCUGCUCCAAUCAGCUGAUCGAUAAACCCUCGUGUGAAGCGGGCCGAGACCGAAACGGGAAGACAGGCUUCCACUGGCGCUUACCGUUCAGUCUGACACCGGGCAGACCGGACCGAGACGCCUCCGGGAACAGCUGCGUGAUUCAUGACGUCAUCUUCCACCCAGACGCGCUGCACGCGGCGGAAAACAACAAGAGACUGAUGGAGCUGCUCCACAGAACCGCCAUCGGAGGCGUCGAGGACUCCUUCCACAUCAAGCUGGACAGAAGAAAUAUAAAGCAGCUGAAAAUGAAGUUUAAAGGUGUUCCUCAGGCGGCUGUGAUCCGCAGGCCGAUUCCUGGACACGAGCGGCAGCAGAGCACAGGAGACCUGGAGCAGACCCACACAGAACCAGAACCAGAACCCAAAGCCUCCUGUGCCGCUCCUCCAGAUCAUGAGCCCACUGAACCACAUUACACCGUAAAGUAUCGGUCCGUCGUCGAUCUGCAGGACUACAGGUGCUCCAGAGACUCGGGGCCCGGGGCCCGACCCACAGACAUCAUCAUCACUGUGUCUUUACCGCUGCUGAGAUCCUCGCAGGACGCUGAGCUGCAAGUCCUGGAGCGACGGCUCAUCCUGGAGUCUCACAAACCAGCGUAUAAACUAGAUCUUCCGCUCUCCUACCCUGUGGAGGAAGACAAAGGAGACGCCAAGUUCAACAAAACCAAGAAACAGCUGACCAUCACUCUUCCUGUUCAGCCAGCGAGGAGCACAGAAUUACAGCACACCAGAUGUGAUGAGAUGAAGAGUGAGGAGGAGGAGGAAGAUCAGACCAGAUGUGAUGAGAUGAAGAGUGAGGAGGAAGAUCAGAUCAGAUGUGAUGAGAUGAAGAGUGAGGAGGAAGAUCAGAUCAGAUGUGAUGAGAUGAAGAGUGAGGAGGAAGAUCAGAUCAGAUGUGAUGAGAUGAAGAGGAGCGAAGAGGAGGAAGAUCAGAUCAGAUGUGAUGAGAUGAAGAGGAGCGAAGAGGAGGAUCAGACCAGAUGUGAUGAGAUGAAGAGGAGCGAAGAGGAGGAAGAUCAGAUCAGAUGUGAUGAGAUGAAGAGUGAGGAGGAGGAAGAUCAGAUCAGAUGUGAUGAAAUGAAGAGGAGCGAGGAGGAUCAGAUCCCUCGCACAUCUAAUGAGGAGGUUCUGGAGACAGAAUUAAACUGCAGUAUUCUCACUCCUUCAGCAUGUGAUACAGCCGGACUACAGCAAGAGCCUUUAGCAUCUCAGUUAAUCAAUUUAAGGACAGAACCACAGACACCUGAUCAUUUACAGCUCAUCUGCUCUGUGGAAACGGACAAUGAAGAUGGAACCCACAUCAAUCAAUCAAACAUCAAUCGAGCGGUCGACUCACCAAAUACAGUAUGUGACUUUUAUAUAAAACAUUCAUGCAUGUGCAUUUAAUAUCAAGCCAUCAAAUUCAUUAAUCAUCAGUUUGAAUCUGUUUUUAUCUAGUAAUGCAGUGGAUGUGAUAUAGUAUAGAUAUUACUGAUACUAAUGUGUAAUUGUUACUCUCUUUCCGCGGAAGUUUUCCAGUGAGUCUGAGAUCCAAACCCAUGUGACAGCAAACGCUGGAGAUGAAGACGUCCAUGAAGUGAGCGGCGCCCUGGACACAGAAAACACCACGAGUGAUGCUAAUGCAUUAUUUCUUCACCAGCCGCUGGACACAGAUAAUACUGCACUAAACCAGCAACUGAAUCACGAGGAGGAUCGGAGCUCUUCUCAGGACGAGCCAGAGACGAGACGUUCCUCAGAAGACCACGAGAGCACAGCGGAGCGAAUCGUGGAGGAACCAGCGUCUGCUGAUGGAGUCAUCUUGAGAGAGAUCGAGCGCGACGGCAGAGACAUCUUCAUCUGCAGUCACAAGACCUCGGCCGCUCUGUGCUUCCAGAACUCUCUGUGGUCUGAUUUGGACUAAAUGCACACUUUUCUCUGAGCUUACUGAUAGCGUGGUAUCACAUCAUUGGGGUUCUAUAGUCAUGAUAAUUCACUUAGUUUUAGUUCACUCAAGUUGAAUGUUUAAAUGUAGAGAAAAAUAAAAAUCUUUGUUUAGCAAUCUACUUAUAAAAAGAGAUUGACCUUUUGGGGGGGGGGGGAUUAAAUAAAGGAAACUGAGAAAAUACAGAA